GAAAUGUUAAAAAACAAAAGAAAAUAAAGGAAACUAAUUAAGGGUCACAUUAUCAUCAUCAUUAGGAAUUAAUCACAAACAAACAAAAAAAAAAAUACAAAGAAUUGAGCCAACUCAAAUUGUGUUAAUGCAUCUAACAGCAGUUUUCUCUCUCAGAUGAUAUAGUAGUUUGAAGGAGAAGAAGAAUCUCAGCUUGAUACACUAGUAUUUGGUUAGAAAAUUUUGUGGAGGAUUAUGGUAGGUUCGAGAGAUUAACCAUGUCUUGCACCGGUGAUGUGUUUGAACCGAUUCCAAAGAGUAAUGCUAAGCAGCGGGCGAUCCUGGUGGAAUGGUUCAACAGUCUUCUUCCUCAUGUAAAUUUGCCUAUAAAUGCUUCAGAUGAGGACCUAAGAGCAUUCUUGGCCGAUGGCACAGUAUUAUGCCAAAUCUUAAGCAAAUUGAAGCCUGGUUCAGUUGCCGAGGUUUUGUGUUGUUCACUUGCACAUCAUCAUUCAGCAAAUUCAACAGAAGAUAUGUUUGCUAAUGGUUGUUGUAAAUAUGUGCUUGUUGCAGUAUGGAGGCCCUUUUCAGAGUUCAGAUUUGAGGUCAGAAAAUGUGAAAAGGUUCUUGACAGCCAUGGAGAAUAUGGGGCUGCCCACAUUUCAGUUAUCAGACCUAGAAGUGGGAUCCAUGAAAAAUGUGUUGGAAUGCCUUUUAACUCUUAGAUCAGACUUCUUGUCAACUUCCGGGGACCUUCAACGAUCUGAUUCAAUCAGUCAGUUUGGAGGUGAAGUUCAUACAAGAUGGAAGAUAUUAGGGGACUGUUUUAAGAAAAAAAAUAACGCUCAUAAGGAUGAAGCAAAUCAAGGGCAUUCUUCAUUCCAACGUGCAUUGCGUAGUCCAGUGAUGGGAGAGCCAUCAACUGCGCUAAUGCAGCACGUCGGCCACAAGUUUCAUGAGGUAUUUCAGCUGAAGAAUGGACGCUAUGCAGAUCUGCCUGCUUCAAAGAUUUCAGAAAUGAUGAAAUCUAACAGUUUGGAUAAUGCGCCUACUCAAUCACUUCUAAGUGUUGUCAACGGGAUUCUAGACGAAAGUGUUGAGAGAAAGAAUGGAGAGAUACCUCAACGGGUUGCAUUGCUUCUGAGAAAAGUUGUACAAGAGAUAGAGCGACGAAUAUCUACUCAAGCAGAUCAUUUAAAAACGCAAAGCAAUAUGUUCAAGGCUCGUGAGGAAAAGUAUCAGUCCAGGAUUCAAGUACUUGAAGCUCUCGCACAUGCAAUGAGUGAUGACAGUGAGAAUUCUACGAAAGAGCAGCAGGAGCAGCAUCAUAAGGCCAAAAUUGAGGAUAGAAGAAAGGCUGAGGAACAGGAUGCUGCUAAAGUGACCCCUGCGAAAGAGGAUCAUAGCCAGGAAAUUGCAGACUUGAAGCAAGAGCUGGAAACUGCAAGGAAAGCCCACGAGCAACGUUGCUUACAAAUGGAAACAGAAGCUAGAGCAGCUCAACAAGUUUUACAGGAGAGGCUAAAUGAAGUUGAGAAACUCUUGACCGUGUCAAAGAGUAGAGUGAGGGAUCUCGAGGCAUCUUCGGAACAAAAAUCAAAGGGUUGGAACAAGAAAGAGCACAUAUACCAAAUAUUUACAGAAUUUCAGCUUGGUGCCCUGCGUGAACUCAAGUUUUCUACACAGUCAAUCAAGCAAGAAAUUGUGAAGACGCAGAAAGGCUACUCGGAGGAAUUUAAUACCUUAGGAACUAGGAUCAAAGCAUUACAGAAUGCGGCCGAGAGUUACUACUCACUCCUCUCUGAGAAUCAAAAGCUACAUAAUGAGCUUCAGGAGUUUAAAGGAAAUAUCAGAGUGUACUGUCGUGUAAGGCCAUUCAUAACUGGGCAGAAAGAAAGCCAGACAAUUGUUGAAUAUGUUGGUGAGAAUGGGGAACUGAUCGUUGUUAAUCCUGCUAAGCAAGGAAAAGAAAGCCGUCGCCUCUUCAAGUUCAACAAAGUCUAUGACCAAUCUGCAACACAAGUUCAAGUAUACUCAGAUACACAACCCUUAAUACAAUCAGUUCUGGAUGGAUAUAGUGUUUGCAUAUUUGCUUAUGGUCAAACUGGCUCAGGGAAAACCUACACCAUGACAGGACCUGAUCGAGCUACUGAAGAGGAAUGGGGGGUCAACUACCGCGCCCUAAACAAUCUCUUUGCAAUUAGUCAGAGUAGAGAGAGCACGUUCCAUUAUGACAUAUCUGUUCAGAUGGUUGAAAUAUACAAUGAACAAGUUCGCGAUUUACUGGCAGCCGAUGGUUCUCAAAAGAGACUUGGGAUCUUGUCAACAGCCAAACAAAAUGGAUUAGCGGUUCCUGAUGCCAGUAUGUAUCCUGUAAGAGCAACAUCUGAUGUAAUGCAUUUGAUGGAUGUUGGAUUGAAGAAUAGAGCUAAAGGUUCGACUGCACUAAAUGAAAGAAGCAGUCGAUCACACAGCAUUGUUUCUAUCCAUGUUCGCGGGGUAGAUCAGAAAACUGGAUCAACGAUGCAAAGUAGCCUUCAUUUGGUAGAUCUUGCAGGAAGUGAAAGAGUCGACCGUUCUGAAGUCACUGGUGAUAGACUAAAAGAGGCACAACAUAUAAACAAAUCUUUGUCAGCCCUUGGUGAUGUCAUAUCUGCUUUGGCACAAAAGAGUUCUCAUGUUCCUUACAGAAACAGCAAGCUCACUCAAGUUCUCCAGAGCUCAUUAGGUGGAAAUGCAAAGACACUCAUGUUUGUGCAACUAAAUCCUGAGUCAAAUUCUUAUUCUGAAAGUCUCAGCACCUUGAAGUUUGCUGAAAGGGUAUCUGGAGUCGAGCUCGGUGCUGCAAAGAGCAGCAAAGAUGGCAGAGAUGUUAGGGAAUUGAUGGAGCAGGUUGCAUCCCUGAAAGACGCAAUCGCUAAGAAAGAUGAGGAGAUAGAGAGAUUACAACUGAAUAUGCACCAUGGAGGCAGUGCAGAUUCAUCUAGGUAUGGGCCUUCCUCUCCGAGGACUCCUCAACGAAGCAUGAAAUUAUCAUCAUCAUCUGGUGGUGGGGAGAAAGCAGCAUCUGAUGUUGAAGAAGAAAACUCAGAGAGUAGUGAUAACCAUUCUGAUUCUGUAGAUAGUUUUAGAUCCCAAAAAGACUCCCUCCAGCAAUCCAAGACUACUGCUGGAACUGGAGGGAUUAUAGGUCAGAACACAUCCCUAAAGCAAAGACUGAUCAUCAUCAGACCUUAUAAUCUUAGAAAUGUAGAUCAUCUGGAAGAAGAGAAAUACUAAUCGAUGUAUCUAAUUUGUGAUUUUUCUUUGGACGCAGAAACUGAUGGAUCACCGGGCAGUGGCCAUAUCCGGGACAAACCAAAGCGACCAGAGAUUACAGAGAAGUAAGUUCCUCAGUUCUUGCUUCUCAAAGAUUUUUUCAGCAAACAUUUGCAGAUUUACCCCCAUUAUGCUUCAAAAGAUUCAAAGUUUAAGACCAACUUCUGAACAUCCGAAAGUCGAUUUUCAUUCAUGAGAAGUGAAAACUCAUUGCUUUGCAGGAUUAGGACAACAUCAAGAUCUCCAAGAACCCCUGACAUGUCACCAAGGGCUUCUCCCAAAAUCUCAACUGGUAAGGAAAAAAUAACAUCUUUUUCUUCACUUUCAUGAUGCAUGAAAACAUUCUUCUUGAAUGAAAUUAGCUGAUGCAUUACCUGAAUCCAUUCAGGAAUCAGAAGAUCACCAAGUACAACCAGCUUACAACCUAGACCAACUCCCACCUGGAGAUGAAGUGAAGCAUUUUUUUUUUUAAAGCUUUUAACAUUAAUUUAUUUUCUUACAGUUUAUAUGUAUAGUAUUUCAUUACAAUCACCUAAAAGGGAAAAAUGUUGCAGAUUCUUUGUGAAGAAUUCAUGCUGAUGUAAUUAGCAUAGGACCAGGUUGAAGUUUUUUAAUUGUAUAAACUUCAAUUUGCCUUCUGUGUACGUAAUUAUGAUCAGCCAAACAGUUGGAUACAAGAAACUGUCUUUAUUACAAAAUGUAAUACAUUAUCAUUCACUGAUGUGACCCCUGAUAUGAAUGAUUGAUUCAUUUGACUAAUCUUCUAAAUAAGCUCUCAAGUUUCCCUUAAAU
Messenger RNA from Oldenlandia corymbosa var. corymbosa, 4089 nucleotides. Lineage: Eukaryota; Viridiplantae; Streptophyta; Magnoliopsida; Gentianales; Rubiaceae. The record is from the annotation of a GenBank genome assembly.